Drosophila ficusphila is the source of this 1564-nucleotide messenger RNA. RefSeq lists its product as uncharacterized. NCBI's taxonomy places the organism in Eukaryota, Metazoa, Arthropoda, Insecta, Diptera, Drosophilidae. The record is from RefSeq and is a predicted model, not a curated record. The coding region runs from base 32 to 1480 and encodes 482 amino acids. The transcript has 2 exons.
ACUUAAAUCAAAAUUAUUGUGCUUGCUAAAAAUGGAUAACUUUCGUGUGCCUAAAAAAGUUAAUCGGCAUGUUCUCAAAGCUAUUUCCGUUCUCCAAUCGUCAAGAACAGAUUUCGUCCGCUAUGAUAAAAUAGUUAAUCAAGUUAAGUUCCAAAUGCGCUACCACAAGCCGGUUAUCGAUGUGGACGAGUUCAUCAACGACUCUCUUACCAAUAUGCUGAACAUGGGCUUACUGUCACGUUUGGGACGAUCAAAAUAUGCAGUUAGCAGUCCAAUUUUCGGGACUGUGGGAAGGGCAGUGGCCAAACCCAAUACAAAAGUACCAGGUAAUCCUGGUACCUCAAAACGACGUACGGUCCAGAAUGCUCGUUGCAAGCGGAGCACUGGUCGUUUAAAUCCAUGGAAGCCGGCGACCAAGCUCGUUAGCGAUGACUCUUUAUCUGGAAACGAGAUGGAAAAGAUUCGUAAGAGAAUGCGCUGCAAUACGAAGCGUAUUAUGAAAAAUAAACGAGUAGUAACCUAUCCGCAACCAGGGUGCAAUAAGACCCGAGAGAAUUCCAGUAUAAAGAUUCUACUCAAUCCAAGGUUAUCUGCCCAUAAAGGACUGCGCAUUAUUCGAAACCUUCAAAAAGAAAUUUGCGAUGAUUGCCUUCCAUCGGUUUUGAUGAUUAAUGUUAGAAUGGAUACAGAUGAGGAUCAAUAUCAUGAUUCGGAUUCUUCGGCGACUUUAAUUAGCUCUGAUAGCUCUGCUAGUCAUUCGUCUGGAAAGGAAUCUGAUGUUGAAAAUGCUUCAGUGAUUGGACUUUGUGGAAGUCCUUAUGAUAUACGCUCUCUACAGGUGCCGCAGAUAGAACAGCGAAUGGAAGAGGAAAUAGCGCCGGAGGUAGCAGAAGCGUUUGGACAGGAGGUUAAACAUCAAAUUGAACAGAAAAUUGAAAAUCAAAUUGAACAGCCAAUUGAACAACAAAUUGAAAAGCAAAUUGAACAGCAGAUGGAACAGCAAAUGAAAGAUCAAGAUAAUCGGUCUUCAUCGCGUGUUUCAGUCUUGCAAAAUGACCACCAAACAGCUUCCCAAAAGGCCUCUUCUUUAUCAUCCAUUGCAGCAGGCAAGGUAGUAUCUGAUGAAUUACAAGACAAAUUAACUAAAAAAAAUAAGGGCGAAAUAACUGAGAACAAGCUAUCAUUAAUAUCUGAAAAAGAUUCUCCGAAUCCCCAGGAGAUACAAAACGAAAUCUCCGAGGAAGCACAAACUUUAAUAUCUCGGGAGGAAUUGCUCAAAUCACGCUCGCAAAGUCCAAAAUCUUCCCUAUCUUUAGAAGUUCAAGGACUCUUAGAAGAACAAGGAACUUUUCUUGAAGGAGUUCAGCCUUUUAUAACUGAAGAAAUCGUAGGAACCCAAAUUUCAAAAUCCUUUAUUGCCCAAGAAGCAAUUUCUGAGCAGAAAACCGAUAGCGCAUUUAAUUUUGACUUUUAUAAAUGAUUUGAAUAAUAAAACUAAUCGAGUACCCGCGCCAGCAUCGAUAUAUCGAUAGUUGGCUUGCGUGACUUUUUUUGUAAAAUCACA